Porites evermanni is the source of this 6844-nucleotide messenger RNA. Lineage: Eukaryota; Metazoa; Cnidaria; Anthozoa; Scleractinia; Poritidae. The record is from the annotation of a GenBank genome assembly.
AUGAAAAGAGACUCGUUCCAGUAUAGGGUCAUGCUGAAGUCAGCGAGGGCUUACAGCGGCACAGCAGAAGUAGAUCUCCUAGUGGAUAUCCAAGAAGAGAGCGUAGAAGAUACAGGAAUUGAGCUUGAGGCUGCAGACGUUGAGGCUGCUGAACCUGCAAAGGUUCAAGCCGCAGAGGUUGAAGUUGCACAACUUGAAAACUGCAAAAAAAAGACGAAGAUUAAGAUGAAGAGGACGGAGAAAGUCAGCAGCAAACAGACUAAUCUGAUCAGCCAAAUGAAGAAUUUGAUGAUGAUAGCCAUGAGAAAGACAAAACAACAUUUAACAGUGUCCUGGAGUACUACACACUCACCAAGUACAACAACUACAGACAACAGUGGCUCCGAGGAUUUUAUAGGAACCUGGGCUUACCGGAUGCUGGCUACAAGAAAGAAGUUAACAGAAUCCAGCUCGUAAGUCAAGUUAAAACACUACUUGAGGCCCCAGAUAAGGAGGAGGAAAACAUCUUGGUAUUCGGUGAAGACCAAGAGGAUGCUGUGUGGACAAGAUGGGUCAACCCUCACCUGAAAGAGGAGAGUAAGGCACCUGGCACCCUCAUAUCAUACCUUACAAGUCUGCAAAAGUUCAUAACAUUUGUUACAUCCAAGAAGUAUGAUUCCAGAUCUAUGCCUUCUCUGCAUCCGAACUACAAGGUGUGGUUUGGACACCUAAUUCCUGCACUCAAGAGUUGGAGAGAGACAGUGGAUGCCACAACCCAAGAUCGCCAAUGAAGGGGGUAUAUCCAGGAAUGUGAUACACUCAUCACCUUUGAAGACAUUGAAAAAGUAAAAAAAUGUAAACCGUACGUGGGUGUUGAAAAGUUGCUCUUCCAGGUCAACCAAGACCAGAGACUGACCUUUCACGAGUUCACGCUUGUAAGAGACCUGCUUCUAGUAAAGUUUCCCUUGUUGACGGGUCUGAAAAAAAGGUUGACGAAAACAUAACAGGGAGGACGAGGUUGCUGUUGAAGUUUAGAGUUUGAAGAAUGAUGGUUAUGGCAACGAAUCAGUGACAUAGAGAAGAAAAUGAAAAAAAAAAUUAAACAAAAAAAGCAAAAAAAAGGACUGGGGGGACCAUGGAGCCAUGUCAUCAAAUCCAGCCAACACAGAGUGGGAAUGGCGCCCCCAUGGUAACGGUUCAGUGACAUGUAUAGGAAACAGAAAAAAAUUUGAAAACAAACAACAAAAAAAGGAAAUGGGAGGAGGGGACCAGGGAGCCAUAUCAUCAAAUCCUGGAAACACAGAGUGGGGAUGGCACCCCCAUGAUACCCCGUUUGUGUUAAGGAACAUGAACUUGAGGCCACCAAUCACGUGAUCCUAGCAACAACGAGUCCAGUUGGUAUUUUGAUGAUACCCUCUGAAUGGCCUUUGGUAGCGCAUUUGCACUAUCAAGUCUCAGAAUAAUACCCUCACAUUCCAAUAUCAACGUUAGGGGGCGGACCAGGAAAGCAAUAGAGGGGUAACCAGACUGCAGAAACGUUUCAAACAUCCCAAACAUCAUUUCCAGGUCCAUUUUGACCACAUACAGACUUGAAGAAAUUUCGUAUUUAGCCCCAAAAUCAUAGGCUAACCCCACUUGGAAAAACUCCAAGAUGGCCGCCAUCGAAAUUUGAAAAUCUCAUACAUGGCGUAGAUGACCUUGACAAGACUCCAAAACAUCGCCAAACAUCAUUUCCAGGUCGAAUUUAACCAUAUACAGACUGAAAAAAUUUCUCAUAGACCUAACAUCGUACACUAACCCGUUUGGAAAAAAUCCAAGAUGGCCGCAAUCAAUAUUUGAAAUUGUUGCAUGUGGGCUAGCUGACCUUUGAUAAAGAAACUAAAUGUCACCAUAUGUGGUCCAAAUGACUGAUAAAUACAAACACUGAAGGAAUCACGGGGGGGGGGGGGCAAAGUCACUUACAAGAUAAAUUUAACAUCCUGACAGUUGCCUAGCAACCAACAUAGCAAUCAAACCUCUGGGUAACUGAUCAGUCAUACCAUGGCCCUAACCUUAACCCUGGACGGCUCAACCGAGUUUGCAUCCUGCUAAGACCAUGUGCGGCCCACGCCAUACUCGCACGCGAUGAAAUUCUAACCUCGCUCGUUUCGCGAGAAUUUAUAAACUGCAAUUCUACUGGGAAACUCUCCUGCAAUAAUGCGGUUUUUAUUAUUUACUCCACUCAUUUUAAGUGCUUUACUUAAAAUGCGACUCAAAGUUGACAGAUCCUCACUUCAAUUCAAAAAUCUUAAUUUACUAUGAAUUAAAGGAAACAAAAACUGAACUUUCUGAGGCCCUCCCUUUUCAAUCACUAUUUGGCUGGUUUAUAUUAUCGUCCGGUGGCCGGACCAAGGACCUACUACACCAAAUUUACUUUGGAAUAUUAUCUAAAAUUUUGGUUUUUAACCCAAAAUUCAACCUGUUGACCGAAUUUUUUUUGCAACUCGAAAGAACAUUUCUUGUACACCAUGUACACCAAAAAUACGCUUUCUUAACGCACUUGAUCACAUAUCCGUUCAAUUCAAAAUAUAUCCAAGUAAUUUAAGGCGCCAUAAAAAAGACAAAAAAUACAGAACAAAAUUCACCGACGUUCACGUUAACUUGAUUUUCCACCCUCUCCUAGCAUCAAGAGAACCUCGAAUUGACCUUAAGAACGCAAACAGAUCAAUAAACACUCGGAAAGGUUCGCUUGUAUUGUAACCUUAAUUUGUUCCCGAAAAUUCCAUCACAAAGUAAAACCAGCCGGACCAAGGAUCACAUAAUGUACUUUAGCUGAUUUUAGAAGAUACAUUAACAGAAGUGUUGGACGUUUUACAGGCUUUAGUUCGCCUCAGGCGCACCCAAGCACACCAAAAGGCCAAAGAAUAUUUUACAGCCCUAAACAAAGUGGGAGCAAGAUGUGACGCUCUGAGUUCCUCCGACUUGCAGCGUUUAUUGUUUGGGCUGUUGGGAGAGCCUGUUACAGCAAAUAUCGCUGGGGAAGCCGCUUCGAUUCUGAAGUCUACAUACAAGGCACCCGAUCAGCCGCAAGAUACACCUAUAUCCCCAAGGCUUGGGAUUCCUUUGGGCGAGGACCAUGUUUCAAGUGUGGCCGCUUGGGCCAUUUUGCACGCACAUAUAGGGCCACUCAGACGCCUUUUCCAUACGGAUGGGGGCAUGGAGCUCGUAGUCAUGGGGAGCGAACAAACCCUCCCUGAUUAACUCCUUUCAUGUUUGAUUUGCAAGAUUGUGAUUUCUUCUUUUGCUGGUAAAUUAAACAUUUUGCUUGUGCAAGUUUUGUCGAUUUUUUUUAAAAAAAGCUCCUGCCGUCGUUUACCCUCGGGACCUGUGCAUCUCUGUUCUUGACCUGGUUCGGAUUCUGGGGUCAACGAGGGGUUGGUUUUCUUGUCUGUUUCGGCCUACAAUCAGGGACAAAAGUAGUUGACACACUUGUUUAAAACGGGUGCUUUUAGCAAGCAUUUAAUUCAUCUAUUAUUUCAUUCUUUUUAAACGCCGUAAAUCCCCUCACCCCCCGAAUCAAUGUUGUCUGAAGUAAAAAAAAGACUUGAGGGUCCAAAAUUCAACAUUGAUUUUGGGGGGGAAGGGGUUGGGGUAGACAGGGGAAUGGGAUAAGUAUAUCCACUAUGCAAAAAGGGGCCAUUUUACGGAAGUGUGCCAACACUUUUGUCCCUCAUUGUCUGAAUGCAAAAUUGUGCUACUGCACACAAGUUGAGCCGUGCAUGACACUGAUUUUAACUGAAAUUAAAGAAAUCAAAGACAUAAUUAUGUUAUUGGUGGUGGGGGUGACAUUGACUUAUUCACGACCGAAUUAUAGGGCCAAUUGGAAUUACGUGAUGACGUAAUAAAAGGGCUGCGAUAUCCAGAAUUAACGUCGAUAUGGUUUACAAGCUAAAAACUAACGCUGAAACUCGCGCACAUGUACAACUUUUGAUGAAUUUCAAGGGUACGCGUACUGAAAAUGUUUUUAAUAAAGUGAAUAUUUCUCGUUCUUCACUUUAUCCGAUGGUUAAGGCGCAAACAAUCACGGGUAGGGUAAGGAUUGACACGUAGUGGGGAUAGUCACUGGCCGGCCACGGAAAUAUGGAGCGUUAGUGCGGAGCGGCCGUCACUGCGUUCAAUAUCGAAACUACGGAAAAGUGAAGGUAAAUUCAUGGCCAAUUCAAUAAAAAACUAAGGACAGCGUAGCAAACAUUGCAAGUGUCCACGAAAACAAUUACUUUCAAUCCCACCUCGUGACACCAUGAGUGACAUGAUAACGCAACGCAAAUAGCGUGACAUGAGCGCAUAUGUCUGUGUAUUUGGACUGUAUUUCUCAAGCGAAACCCUGUGUUUUUGUCUAUUGUCGGCAGAGAAAAUGAAAAGAGAGCUUUGAAACGUGAACUGGUAUUUGACUCUCAAAGAAAACGACAGCUCAAACUGAGGAAAACACUGCUUCCUUCGUGUUACAACGGUUAACCACGUUUCGGAAAACGAAAAGUAAAAUGAGUCUGUUAUGACCUCUUAAUGUCCAUAUGUAUUCUCGUGGUUAACCGUUGAAACUCCUUAUUUGCACCACAUCGCUGGAAUUUUUCUUGCCAAGAAUACGUAUUGCGAAGUACUUUCUACAUAGCGGAAUCUUCUUUUGCCUUUCGUGAGGAAUUAGCGCAUAAAAAAGGAAAAUUUUCCAGCGCACGGCCGUCAUUGAUCACAUGUUAUCCCGCUUUCCUUGUCAUCAAGUGAACUUCUGGGCAAAAGUAAUUGCUGUUUUGGCGAUGACGCAAACUGGUGUGUCUAUCUUGAAAACAAUUUCUUUGGUAUUCUGUGAUUUACGAGCUGGGAAAUGAAAUAGUUGUCCAUCCAACAUCAAUAAAAAAAUUAUGCCACUGAAUAAAUGGCAGGCGGUCAUCUAAAAUCAUUACAAAAGUACAUUCCAAAACCUGGUCUAACCUGUUCGACGCCUACCUACGCUAAAGGUUUGGAUCACUUAGGUUUGAAAAGGUCUCCAAAAAAAACACACAUCUAUAUAUAGGACAUAGCACAAACGGCUGGCCCAUCAUUUAUGAGGUUCAUAACCUGUAUAUUGUUCACGUCCUUUCACUAAUGGCACAAGUCAAUGUCAAAAAUAAUGCAUGUCCCCUCAGUUACUCUGCAGUACUUCAUUCGCUUAAGUUAAUCAUUUACCAGAACAAUUUCCAUUGCACCUUAGUGUUUCCAUCCUUUUUCCACUAUUGAUAAUACUUGUGAAAACAUUACAUCCGCUGCAACGGCAUUGAUCAUAACACAAAUGAUUUCCUCUCGACCCCACAGGGUAUCAGGAACGCGCGCGGAAGUACAAGAUUAAGUGAUGACAUACGCUUCGUACAUUUUACUCUACGUAUACUACAAAUCAGGACGAAACUUUACAAAUUGUUGUUUCUAAAAAAAACAAUUUGGCCCAUAGAGUAACGUCAUCGCACAAAAAUUCAGCAGCGUCAAAAAUCUAGCCGGAAAACACAGAUACAUAUUUCAGACAAUCAGGGACAAAAGUAGUUGACACACUUGUUUAAAACGGGUGCUUUUAGCAAACAUUUAAUUCAUCUAUUAUUUCAUUCUUUUUAAACGCCGUAAAUCCCCUCACCCCCCGAAUCAAUGUUGUCUGAAGUAAAAAAAAGACUUGAGGGUCCAAAAUUCAACAUUGAUUUUGGGGGGGAAGGGGUUGGGGUAGACAGGGGAAUGGGAUAAGUAUAUCCACUAUGCAAAAAGGGGCCAUUUUACGGAAGUGUGCCAACACUUUUGUCCCUCAUUGUAGCUUUACAGCUUUUCCCUUUUACUCCGUCUGUUAGACGCAUUAUUCUCGGUUCGAGACUCAUACUUUUGUCCCUCUUCGCCCUCUGGUACAGGGCACCCAACCCUUCGUUUGCCCCCUGGUCUCUCCGGAGAUGGUUUCCUCGCUCCCGGAAUGAGGUGUUUUGAUGCUCUAACCACUGAGCUACUGAGAACUCAGUGGUGAGCAAGUCAAUUGUGGGCUGACAUAACUACUGCAUUGUGCAGUCACAUGUCAAGUGAACACACAAUAUUAACUGCAUUGCGCAGUCAAGUUCUAGUUGUCUCACAUACCAAUCGCUUCCAUGGAGUUCCCGUCACAAUAUAUUAGGAAACUUAAGCACCAGGCUAUUUUUGUUCCGGUAGGCAUUCUGGAGUUGUCUGUCAAGUCGUCUUCGUUUUGCGCGAACGUGAAAGCCUUCAUAUUGGCGAUGUCUCCAGAACGUGAGUAUCUAUCCCUAACUAGCUUUUCUCAAAAUUGAUUUAACAUUUUAAUUUGCUCUUGUUACUUUUUUAACAAGUAUUUUCUUUCAUGUUGUACAAAUUGUAUACUCAGGCAUAGAUAAAGACAUUCCAACAGAAAAUAUUUUCAUGCACAUCGGACAAAUAGCUGAAUUGUCUUAUUUUACUUUUAGAACUAUGGAGUGGACUGAAGAUCACGAUGUACUUUUGCUUCGAGAUAUCCUGGCGAGCGAUUUGUUUUCAUUCAAAAAAGGAAGUGUUGCCAGGGGAGAAAGGCGGGAAUUGAUCGCAGAAACGUUAAAUGAAGUGAAGGCACAAAGAUAACAGGGCAGUAAGAGACCGAUUGGUUCUUCUUCAGAAGAAGUACAAAGCUAAGAUGCAUCAAGAAGAAACUGCAAGUGCAAUAUCCCUGGACGACAUGUCUGAAAUAGAUGUUUUACUUGAAGAACUCAUCGGGAAAGAAGAGAGCUUAAACAAAGUUGGUGAUGCGCAGUCAAGAAAGUUAAAAGAAGAUAACAGCAAGGCAGAGGACGCAAGGCAGAAAGCUUUAGAGCAAUACAGCGAAGAGAAAAAGCGCAAGUAA